Molecule: messenger RNA, 2778 nt
Organism: Penicillium waksmanii
Lineage: Eukaryota; Fungi; Ascomycota; Eurotiomycetes; Eurotiales; Aspergillaceae
Exons: 3
Coding region: 1-2778 (925 amino acids)
Source: RefSeq, a predicted model, not a curated record
AUGGUGCUUGAUCCACUAAGUUCACUGUCUCUGGCAUGUACCGUCUGCCAGUUCCUUGAAUUUUCUGGUACAUUGUUCUCCAAGUCUCACAAAAUCUAUAAGAGUGCCACAGGAUACGACGAAGACACCGACUCUUUGCUUGGAAUCACCAGGGAUUUGCGCUCUUUGACAGAUAAAUUGGAGCCACCCAUUCAUUCAAAGUCCUUAUCCGCUGAAGAAACGGAACUCGCCAAUCUUGGCGAUAGAUGCAAAAAAACUGCCGAUGAGCUUCUCCUUGUCCUGGGUGAUCUGCAGGACAGUAAAACUUCAAGAUGGAGCAGCUUUCGCGCAGCGCUAAAAACAGUGUGGACACACGACCGCAUCGAUGAAAUGGCUAGAAAGCUUGAGUCAUAUAGAUCGCAGCUUAUUCUCCGCUUGACAAUCAUGCAGAGCUCCAAUGGCAGCAAUGUGCGCGUCAUGAAUAAAUUGCUCGAAACCAAUCACCUGAUCCGGGGCGGAUUGGCACCAUCCAUCGAAGGGUUGAGGAUUACAGUAAUGGAAUCGAUGGAAACACUGAGAGCUGACUUCGAGAGGCAAAGCAGACUGUUUAUGCUUGCUCUAGAGGAAGACAGAAACGAGAAAAACAAGCCUCAGCUGCAGUUGAAUCGGCAACACGAAAUUCGACAACUGGAAGCGCUCCAGCCGGUUGAUAUCACCGCAAUCACGCAGAAGAUACAGAACACAGCUCUUGCCACUAAUAUGCUAGCCACGGAAUUAUUCAUCAUGCGAACUCUUCGUUUCGACGGUAUGGAGCUGCGUAGGUCCCAAGUUUCAGAGGCUCACAAGCGCACGUACCGCUGGGCUUACAUGUCGAACUUUUCGGAAUGGAUGGUUUCAGAAGACCCUCUCUUUUGGAUAAGCGGGAAACCAGGAUCAGGGAAAAGUACUUUGAUGAAGUACCUAGUCAACAGCCCCGAUACAUAUGCAUAUCUACGGAAAUGGGCAGGGACAAGGAAGCUGGUAAUUAUCGACUACUUCUUUUGGAUCAAUGGCUCCGAUAUCCAUCGCUCACAAGAGGGUCUGCUUCGAUCCUUGCUAUUUGAUAUCUUUCAAAAGUGUCCUGAACUCAUUCAAAAAAAAUUUCCAGAGCGAUGGGGUGAAUCUGUAAACAUGAGUCUUGACCUCAAGGGGUCCAUGAUAUCGUGGAAUCGUCAGGAGUUACUAAGCGGCUUGCAAAGGAUCACCCAACAAACGACUUUGUCCAAUGCGUUCUGUAUCUUCAUCGAUGGGCUCGAUGAAUAUGAGGGCGAGCACGAGGACCUGCUUUGUGUCGCAAGCCGACCUUGGAACGUUUUUGAAAAAGCUCUUGGAACGGAUCCCAGUCGCAAAAUUUACCUAGAACAUCUGAACAAACCCGACAUCGAGCUCUACGUGAAGAACACAUUGCAGGACCGCGCUGACUUUCAAGCAUUGGCAAUGUCUGAUCCAGAUGCCACAGAGCUAGCAUUAGACAUUGUUCAACGAUCCAAUGGCGUAUUCCUUUGGGUCUACCUAGUCGUGCUUCUAGUGAAACAGGGCCUAGUCAAUGAGGAUAGACUCGUGGACCUGAAGCGUCGCGUGAGCGCCUAUCCGGCCGACCUCAACAAUUUUUUCAAACAUAUAAUGGACUCACUGGACCCAUUAUAUCAAGCUCAAAUCGCUACUGGGUUUUCUGUGGCAUUGGCGGCGAGGGAACCGCUUUCAAUCGUCAGCUUCUGGUACCUUGAUGAAUUGGAGCUGGAUUCUAAUGUUGCAAUCGCUAAGAAGAUUGACGAACCGGCCGUGAAGAGCAAUAGGCUGGACAGUUUUUGGAGAGACGAGGUUCGUAAAAUGGAGGCACGUCUCAAUGGACGAUUCAAAGGACUUCUAGAGAUUGUGAAGAUGCCCAAAUGGGAAGUCCCUUCCGACAUCAUGGUAGAAUUUCUCCAUCGGACGGUGCGAGACUUUCUCACCACAGAAGAAUGCCAGCGAGCACUGAAAGAUUGGACUCCUACCGGGUUUGAUGUCCAUUCUGCACUGUGCAAUAUCCAACUCGCUGAGAUAAAAGAGUUGCACCCAAAACUGGCAGAAUUGAGCACUUUGAAGAGAUUGGCAGAGGGUACAUUUUACUCUGCACAGCAAUUCGAGAAAUAUCAUCAGAGGUCGCUCAACAAAGCGCUUGAACAUCUCGAACGUACAAUUGACAGUUAUGGCUUGGGAAUGUCCCCAUGGGAGGAGCUAGAAGUUAGAAGCUUCACCAUGUAUGCCGUCAUGAGUAACCUGACCGGCUAUAUCUCUCAUCUUCUUGAGACGGGCUUUCUCAGCGAUAUGGAGAGAUUGAGAUGUCUUCGAAAAAUCUUUGACACGACUAGAGAUUUAAGCGCAGAUGUUUUGCACGACCCCGAACCUAAGAUAGCAGUGAUUGAAAAUCCCCUAAACAUGAUUAUCCUCCUGGCGGAGACGCGCCCUCUAACGAAAAUUCCAUUUAACAAGAUACUUACUGGGCUGGAAGUGUACGAUACAUCGACCAUCGUCAGUAUCUUGCGAUGCCUUUGCAAGAAUGGACAUGUGGACAUUGAACAGUUUCAACUUCUCGCCCCCCGAGUCAGAAGACUCACUAGUUCAUGGGAUGCGAAGGAGCUAGAAGAAAUGAUUCGUCCAGGAAAGGAUCUAGCGACCAGAACCAUACGAAGCGAUCUAUCUCGGAAGAAAAACAACACUAACACGAAAGAGAAGGGAAGAUUACACAGUUGGUUGGGGAAGAUCAAAUAUCGCCAAUGA